AUGGGAACGGAGAAGGAUGUUUUAGAGGAACCAGCAGAGUUUCUGGACAAAACACAAAACCUAUUGAUUAAUAUCUUGAAUGAUCUUAGGGAAACAGUUAACAUUAUUUCUAAAGUCGACCCAAAAAGACAAAGUGAGCUUGAAAGUCACAUUAUUAGUUAUUAUAAAAAUGUGAAUGACCUUUCAAACGUUUUAAAUGCAAAGAUUAAUACCAUGUAUGACGGUUUUGAGUUCCAAGUUAAUUCUACUAUUGAAAGACUAAUGGUUGAAAACCUACAAUCAUUUGAAUCCGAAACUGAAAUCGAUUCAAAUAACAAAGAAGACCAAGGUUAUAGUAAUCUAACCUUGAAAUAA
This is a messenger RNA of Cryptosporidium ubiquitum, 354 nucleotides long. RefSeq lists its product as uncharacterized. Bases 1 to 354 code for a protein of 117 amino acids. The transcript is spliced from 2 exons. Lineage: Eukaryota; Apicomplexa; Conoidasida; Eucoccidiorida; Cryptosporidiidae. The record is from RefSeq and is a predicted model, not a curated record.